Cimex lectularius (bed bug) is the source of this 3353-nucleotide messenger RNA. RefSeq names its product regulator of nonsense transcripts 2 (gene Upf2). NCBI's taxonomy places the organism in Eukaryota, Metazoa, Arthropoda, Insecta, Hemiptera, Cimicidae. Gene Ontology annotation, biological process: nuclear-transcribed mRNA catabolic process, nonsense-mediated decay. Gene Ontology annotation, cellular component: cytoplasm; exon-exon junction complex. Bases 35 to 3211 code for a protein of 1058 amino acids. Gene Ontology annotation, molecular function: RNA binding; protein binding. The record is from RefSeq and is a predicted model, not a curated record. The transcript is spliced from 22 exons.
UUCACCUCCGAGAGUUUUGAUUUAUUUUCGAAAAAUGACGGUGGAAGAAAACGAAGAGAAACCGGUCGACGUCGAGGAAAAAGAGAAGGCUGAUCUUUUCCAAUAUCUUGAAGAUUUUCAAAAGCGACUCCACCUUAAACUUGACCUGUUCAACAAAAACCAGUUGGCUUGCAAGAAGAGGCCUGAUGCUGCUGCGCUUUGCAAGCUAGACUCAAGCCUCAAGAAGAAUUCCGCGUUCGUGAAGAGACUUAGAAACUUCACCAGCAGCCAGUUGGACACCUUCCUGAAGGAUUUGGCAGGACUCAAUCUCUCCAAAUAUCUCAGUGAAGUCGCAACAGCUCUAACUGAGGUUAAAUUGAAAAUCACAGAUGUCCCAGCUGCUGUCUUGCUCUGCUGCAACAUCCACUGGACGUAUGCUGACUUUGCAUCAAUCUUCCUUGAGCAUUGGAUUAAAACUCUGCAUCUGAAGAAAAAUGAACCUAUUGAGAAUGUAAGUAAAUUAAGAGUUGAUCUGAGGUUCUACGGUGACCUGGUAUCAUCGGGAAUGCUUGCAAAUAAAGAAGCUCUUCCACUCCUUGGAACAAUUUUGACAAUCCUUACAAAUAAAGACAAAGAAAAUCAUCAUAAUGUCAAUAUAAUUAUCAGUUUCUGCAAACACUGUGGUGAAGAUUUUGCAGGCCUUGUUCCUAAACACAUAAGAAAACUUUGUGAAAAAUAUAAAGUUGAUCUUCCAAGAAGCACACUGUUGAGUGUUGAGAAGCAAAUGAACGUUCAGUCACUUUUUAAAGAAUAUUACGCUUCUUUGUGCCAGCAUCUUUUAAAAGAUCAUGCCAAAGUGCAAGCCUAUGAGAGGCAGAACGACCAAUUUCUGAGAUUGAAAGGUGAAGUGAGGCAGGAAAGGCUUCAUCAACUUGAGGUGAUGCAAACAGAACUGCAGACACUUCUUACAAGUGCAGAAACCCUCGCUGAACUCUUGGAUCAACCACUGCCACCGCUUCCUAACAUUGGUUCAUCAAGCGACAGGAGUCCAGUUGACGUUGAAGACGGUCUGGCCCUUGACGAGGGCAUUUGGGAAGAUGAUGAGUCCAGGUGUUUUUACCAAGUCUUUCCCAACCUCCAAGAGUUCCUACCAACAGUAAAAUCCUCACCAGAGCAGGCCAUUAUUGAACCACCAAUGAGUGAAGAUAAACUAGAUGAGGAUGUCAAAGAAGAAGAUCUAGAAGUUGAAGAAGUUCCUAAAGAAGAAGAACUGCCUAUUCCUGAAGUCUUAACAGAACCUGAAGAAGCGCAAGGUUCGAACGUCAAAGUCGUCCUUGAGAGUUUCUUGAACAACCUGCCGAGUUGUGUAAACCGUGAAAUGAUCGACAACGCCGCCGUUGAGUUUGUCGUUUUCCACAAUACAAAGAAUUGCAGGAGGAAGCUUAUCAAAGCUUUGUUUGGAGUAUCUCGCACAAGACUGGACCUGUUACCGUUCUAUGGUAGGCUCGUAGCUAUACUGAACCCCGUCAUUCCAGAAAUCGCCGUCAACCUGACAAGCCUCCUCAAGCAAGAUUUCAAAUACCAUGUUAGAAAGAAGGAUCAAAUAAACCUAGAGUCAAAAAUAAAAGUGUCUCGCUACAUCGGAGAACUGGUCAAGUUUGGGCUUUUUCCAAAAAUCGAAGCGCUUUACUGUCUCAAGCUAUUGUUGCACGACUUCACGCACCAUCAUAUCGAAAUGGCUUGCAACAUACUUGAAACUUGCGGUCGGUACCUGUAUCGUCACACCGAAUCUCAUCGUCGUACCAAAAUAUAUAUGGAUGACAUGAUGAGGUUAAAAGCAGCUACUGCACUGGACAUCAGGUAUACAAACAUGAUAGAAAAUGCGUACUACUUUGUCAACCCUCCGGAAAGCUCGACUGUACAGAAAAAAGUGCGGCCUCCCCUUCAUGAAUAUAUAAGGAAACUUGUUUUUCAGGAUUUAAUGUGUAAUGACAAUGAGCGCAAGGUUAUCAAACAGAUGAGAGCACUCGACUGGGAAAAUGAGCAAGUCGCUAAUUAUGCAAUAAAGUGCUUAUCGAGCGCUUGGAAAAUUAAGUUUCAUCGGCUGGCCUCCUUGGCCAAUCUUGUUGCCGCCCUUGUCGAAUUCCAAGAAUUCGUCGGGACAAAAGUUGUUGAUUCUGUCAUGGAGGAUAUCCGACUCGGGAUGGAGAUAAACUUACCAAAGAUGAACCAAAGGAGGGUCACGAUGAUCAAAUAUUUCGGCGAACUGUACAACUACAGGCUCAUCGAGAGCUCAGAUGUUUUCAAAGUCCUUUAUUCAUUGAUAAUGUUUGGGGUGAGCUUGAAUAAGUCACUUCCUUCUCCGCUCGACCCGCCCGACAACCUUAUAAGGAUUAGGCUUACGUGUACACUGCUAGACACGUGCGGCAAGUUUCUAACACACGCUGAUGUCAAGACGAAGCUUCCUUAUUUUUUUACAUACUUUCAGUGUUACUUCUGGUCGAAAAAAAGCGCGCCAUGUUGGAAUGACGACAACAAGUUCCCUGUUUACGCCCAGUACCAAUUGGAAGACUGCAGGGAGAAAAACUGUCCAAACGUACCACUUUAUACGAGCUACCAGGAAGCACUUACGGCCGUCAAGAAUCUCCAGGAUCAGAUAAUAUCUGAAUUCAAUAUUAAACAGGAGCUGAUAGUGAAUCAAGGCUUAUAUUCACCAGGAUAUGGUAACAAUGAUGAUGAUUCUAUCCUCUAUGAAGAAGACGAGGAAGGUUUAACAGAAGAAGAAUAUAAUGAAAAAGAAAAAAUGAUUCAAAAUAAUAAUGAUGAUGACUUCCUUCUUGAGCUUGACAAAAUGGUCUCCGAUAACGUCCAAGAGAGACUUAAAGAGUCAAUCCGCCCUUCACAAGACAUUGUAGUCCCGAUGCUUGGCAAGUCGCAUAAAACAAAUGACUCGAACUCGUCUUUCGUUCUGCUGCUGCGUAAGGGAAAUAAAUCGCAGUGUAAAAGCUUAAACGUACCCCUCGACUCCGAUCUUGUGCGUAACCUGAAACACCGUGAAGAAAUGGAACGUCAGGAAAAGGAAAAAGUGAAAAGGCUCACGCUUGACAUUCAGCGAAUGCAGCUUGAAGACUCGCAAGAACAACAACAAGAAAAUGCGCCACCGACUACAAACGUAAAUCACCAGAGGAGGGUGAGGUACUCGGGGACGCAGAAAGCUUCAAGACAGUGGUGAAGGUUUUCGGACACACAUUUGGUUACUCCAGUCAGAAUUUUUGGAAGCGCAGCCAGAUUCCAACUUGGCCAUGUUUUAACAGUCUGGUUUUUUAUUUGUCUUCCUUAGAUAAAUCAUGGAAAAUAAACGGUAUAAAACGUAA